GCAGCAGGAGCGUGUGCCUGUGAGUGUGGGGAGGUUCUGAAAGAUUUGGAGAGGAGAGAGAGAAAAUGGAGUUUAUGGAGGUGCAAACUCGGGCCUUUCAGUAGCAGCUUCAACUUCAUCUGAGUUUUCUUUCAUUCCCGGUGUAAUUUAUUCACCGGCGAAAGCUCCGGUGUAUCCGGUGAUCUCUCCUUUCGCUGCUUUCCAAUGUAGUUUUCCAUUUAAUCACUUAUUAACGUGAAAAUAUGCGGGAAAAGCUUUUACUUUCCUGAAAAAUACUUGUUGGGCUUGACGAGGAUCAAUUUUCUGUUAGCCUUACAUCAAAUUUAUGAGAAAUUUUGCUUAAUUUGAUAAGGAAGCUGAUUUGGCAGGAUUUUUCCUGUUCCAAUGGAUUAUUGAAUUUUAUUUAGUUAAUUUGUUGAAUUUGUGCGUCGACCCACUUUAAUUUAACAGAAUAGAUCUUCCUCCUAUCUUAGGGGGCUUGAAUUUUUACUGUCUCAAUUGAAGUAAUGGAUGUUGCUUUUUCUCGUCUCUCAUGGUGGUUGUGGGGUGGAAAGGAGAAAGGCUCAGUAGCUAAAGGGUCUUCUGUAAAUUCUUUGCCGGAUUUUGGGGCAGGGAAACCGGAGAAUGUGAAGUUCUGGCCGGUGAGGGGUCCGGAUGUUCAGAGGAAAAACUGGAACAGCAGGGAAGAAAGGAGGAUUGAUAAGGAGUACGAUGUGGUGCUGGUGCCGUCCGAUGAUGUUUCCUUAUCAGGAUAUGAAUCCGAUGAAUCUGACUGGUCAGUCGGGUGGCUGGAGCCGCACGCGCCUGAUUUCCAGAGUCAGGAGGAGGAGGAAGAAGAAGACAGUGGAUUUGCUGUGUUGGUUCCUUGCUAUAGGGAUGACCGCAUGGGAUUAUUAGUUCAAGAUCCAAGCAAUCAGUUUUUGAGUGCCAUUAAGAACCUUGCCAAUGACUAUUCUCCUGAGGGAAAGAAAUGCCUGGAGGAGUGGAUUUCUUCACUUGAGAAAUUUUGAGAGCAUUGAUGAAUGAUUGGUUCUCUUUAUUUGAUUAAAGCGAUUCUUCUUUUCAAGAAAGAGAUGUUAGAUAGGGAGAUGAACAUUGAGCUCUGUUUCGAUUUCAGGCUAGCCAUUAAUCAAUUGGUGGAGGAAAUUGAACGUCUUUCUUACUUUUGGUGUGUAAAUACUGCCAGUGUGAAUAUGUGAGAAAAUAAAAUCUAUCCUCUUGACUUCUGCCAAUGUAAAAUUUACGGUACUAAGUUUCUCCUGUCCAGUCACUGAUUGUGAUUAGUGAAACUCUAUUAUCAUGUGGAUACGAGGAUACGAGGUUUUAUCACGAGAUGACUGCGAAAACGUUAAAUUAAUGUGGUACGACAUACAGUAUUUACGAAGUAAUAAAUCAUAUUAAGAGACCCCAUGAUAAGACUUGAAAUAGUUUAAAGCACG
Molecule: messenger RNA, 1439 nt
Organism: Cuscuta europaea
Lineage: Eukaryota; Viridiplantae; Streptophyta; Magnoliopsida; Solanales; Convolvulaceae
Source: the annotation of a GenBank genome assembly